UGUGACUUCAGCACAUGCGCCGCUGUGUUUUGAAAAGCUGGAGAGCUGCAGCUCGAGCCUCGGGCUGUCUUACUUGUAUGUGCUCUGGUUUCUGCACAAUUCUGAGACGAUGCAUCUAAUGUGAGUCCGAGUGAAACAUGCCGAAGUCUUUGAAGAAAUCCUGCAGCGCUCAGACCUCCAUCAGCAGGUACUUUGGAGGACUGAGCAGCAGCAGCAGCAGCACUCAGUGUGGGAUUAAACAAAAUCCUGCAGAUCAACAGCUUCUGAGGGGGAAGCAGAAACUUUCCUCUGAUGAUGACUUUGGGAUGCCAACUAAACGAGCCAAGCUUCCUGAUAAAGACCAGCAGCUGGAGGAUCUGGAGUGUGGAUCUGAAGAUUCAAAGCUGACAUCGAGCCGAGGAGGAAGCAGCCUCUGCUCGUCCACCUUGGAGAAGCUGAAGGGCUUCACCUGCAGUGCUGAUGGUGCCAGCAGUACAAAAUGUAAGCAAGAAGGCAGCGCUUGGUCUGCUGCUUCAGAUCAACACCAAAUUACAAACACACUGCAACAUGCAGCGGAGGAGGAUGAAGAGGAGGAGAGCCAGGGGGUGACUGCUUCAAAGCAGGGAUUCUGCUUGUCGAUGUUUGCCAAAUCAGGAGGAGGAGGAGGAGGAGGAGGAAAGGAUGCUGAGCUGAGUCCUCCAGCAGAGUCUAGCGCCACCUCCAGGCGAUCAAAGAGCAUCUACACUCCUCUGGAGCAGCAGGUCAUCCAGCUGAAACAGCAGCAUAAGGACGCCCUGUUGGCCGUGGAGUGCGGCUACAAAUACAGGUUCUUUGGAGAGGAUGCAGAGAUUGCUGCAAAGGAGCUGAAUAUCAUGUGUCGUCUGGAUCACAACUUCAUGACGUGCAGCAUCCCCACACACCGGCUCUUUGUUCAUGUCAGACGCUUGGUGUCUCACGGACACAAGGUUGGCGUGGUCAAGCAGACAGAGACGUCUGCGAUCAAAGCCUCAGGCGCCAAUAGGAACAAUCUGUUCACUCGUCAGCUCAGUGCCCUGUACACCAAGUCCACUCUGGUGGGAGAGGAUGUGAACCCCGUCUGCAGACUGGAGGAUGUGGAGGAGGGGGGCCUUGGAGACGUCGUGUUGGACCCUCCUGACAGCUUCCUGCUGUGUGUCAGUGAGAACUGGGACAAACUGAAGAAGCAGCUCACUGUGGGGCUGGUGGCCGUUCAGCCCAGCACAGGAGACGUGUUACUGGACUGUUUCCCUGACGGUUCUUCUCGCUCUGAGCUGGAGGGUCGGAUCCUGAAGAUCAAUCCAGUUGAGAUCCUGGUUCCCUCCGACCUCUCAGAGCAAACCCACAGACUCCUGCUCAGCAUCGCUAACGCCAGUGCUCAGGCCGAUGACCGGGUGAGAGUUGAGAAGAGGGACAGCGCUCAGUUUGAGUUCGCCUCUGCGAUGAACACGGUCACCGAGUUCUACUGCCACGCCCAGGAGACAGGCUCUCGCUCUCUGUCGAGCGUGGCGUCCUUAGAGAGCCCGGUGAUCUGCUGUCUGGGGCCGCUCAUCCAGUACCUCCAAGAAUUCAACUUGGAAAGAGUUCUUAGGAGUGAAAGCUCAUUCCGGCGGCUGUCCUGUGAGUCGGAGGGUUUGAUCCUCAGCGCUGCUACUCUCAGAAACCUGGAAAUACUCAACAAUCAGACAGAUGGUGGUGUGAAGGGAAGUCUGCUGUGGGUGUUGGACCACACUCGCACUCCGUUUGGGAAGAGGCUGAUGAGGAAGUGGGUGAGCCAGCCCCUCACAGACCCUCAGUCUAUCUCAGAGAGGCAGGACGCUGUGCAGGAAAUCCUUCAGUCGGAUUCUCUCACUUUAAAUUCCGUCAGAUCUUUGCUGUCACAUCUGCCCGACCUGGAGAGAGGCAUCUGCAGCAUAUACCACAAAAAGUCUUCCACACAGGAGUUUUACCUCAUUAGCAGCAGUCUCUCUCGCCUGGGACUGGAACUGCAGACUUUGCUCCCAGCUAUCCAGUCACAGAUCGGCUCCAAACUGCUCCGAAGUCUCUUGUUGGACACUCCUGACCUGCUGGUCCCAGCACACAGCUUCCUCAAGGUGCUCAAUGAAAAGGCAGCAAAAUUGGGGAAUAAGACAGAGCUCUUCUCGGAUCUGUCUGGUUUCCCGGUGCUGCAGGAAAGAACGGAGCAGAUCCGAAGCGUCCUCGGUGAGAUUCAAGACCAUCGCAGAGAUGUCCGGCUGACGCUGAAGGCCCCCGCACUCGACUACACGGCCGUCUCUGGACAGGAGUUUCUGAUUGAGGUGAAGAACUCGCUGUCAUCUGCUGUUCCACCUGACUGGGUCAAAAUCAGCAGCACCAAGGCAGUCAGCAGGUAUCACUCUCCUUUCCUGGUCGACCGCUACAAGAAGCUGCUGCAGCUCCGAGAGCAGCUGCUGCUCGACUGCCAGAGGGAAUGGACCAGCUUUCUGGAUGAGUUUGGGGAGCACUACCACACCAUGAAAAGGGCUAUUAGUCACCUAGCAACCAUGGACUGUCUCCUGUCAUUGGCUGAGGUGGCUAAACAAGGGGACUAUUGCAGGCCAGAGGUGUGUGAAAGUCAGCACCAGAUUAUCAUCAGGGACGGCAGACAUCCUGCUAUAGACCUGCUAAUGGGAGAGCACAACCAGUAUGUGCCCAACAACACUGAACUACAGGGUGGUGGCAGGAGAACUAUGAUAAUCACUGGGCCUAAUAUGGGGGGUAAGAGCUCCUACAUCCGCCAGGUUGCCAUUAUCUGUGUCAUGGCUCAGAUGGGCUCCUAUGUUCCGGCCUCUGAGGCCUGUCUGGGCAUCCUGGAUGGCAUUUACACCAGGAUGGGAGCUUCAGACAACAUCUAUAAGGGGCGCAGUACGUUCAUGGAGGAGCUGACAGAGGCCUCGGAGAUAAUUUCCCAUGCGACAGAACGUUCACUGGUCAUCCUUGAUGAACUGGGACGAGGCACAAGCACCCACGAUGGGAUUGCCAUUGCCUAUGCUACGCUGGAAUACUUCAUCAGAGACGUGAAAGCCCUCACCCUGUUUGUAACCCAUUAUCCUCCUCUGUGUGAGCUGGAGCGAGUGUAUCCUGAACAUGUGUCUAACUACCACAUGGCUUUCUUACUCAAUGAACCCGACAUCUCUACUGACACUGAUGAUGAAGAAAUUCAGCCGGAGUUCAUCACCUUCCUCUACCAGUUGACUGAAGGAGCUGCAGGACGGAGCUACGGACUCAAUGUUGCCCGACUGGCUGACAUCCCAGAUUCAAUACUACAUGUUGCUGCUCGCAAAGCCCGAGAGCUGGAGAACAUGGUCAAUGCCAGGAGGAAAAGUAAGAAACUGCUCUCAGAUGUUUGGAGCAUCUCUGACAGAUCGACCCUCAUUGACUGGCUGCAGUCAAACUCUUGACUUUCCUCGCACCAUCAGGACAUACAGAUGAAGAAAACAAUCCAGUUUUCAGCAAGAAACUGAGCAUGCUCAGAGAGGAAGGUACACAAAAACGUGUUUCACCAAUGGAGGAGGUUGAUGCUGCACUUCUAGCUGGUGUGUGAAAAGGAUUUUACCCACUCAGGCUCUGGUUCUCACCAUCAAGUGUACUGUAACCCAACUGUCAUAGCGUUAUUUAAUAUCGAUUGAUCAGGUUUUUGGUGCUUAAAUAAAGAAAAAAGUCAGACUUGUCACAA
This is a messenger RNA of Acanthochromis polyacanthus (spiny chromis), 3688 nucleotides long. RefSeq names its product mutS homolog 3 (E. coli) (gene msh3). Gene Ontology annotation, cellular component: nucleus. Lineage: Eukaryota; Metazoa; Chordata; Actinopteri; Pomacentridae. Bases 138 to 3413 code for a protein of 1091 amino acids. Gene Ontology annotation, molecular function: ATP-dependent DNA damage sensor activity; ATP binding; mismatched DNA binding. Gene Ontology annotation, biological process: mismatch repair; mitotic recombination; somatic recombination of immunoglobulin gene segments. The record is from RefSeq and is a predicted model, not a curated record. The transcript is spliced from 24 exons.